Messenger RNA from Clupea harengus (Atlantic herring), 3786 nucleotides. It is a transcript of the gene slc16a9a, whose product is annotated as solute carrier family 16 member 9a. Lineage: Eukaryota; Metazoa; Chordata; Actinopteri; Clupeiformes; Clupeidae. The record is from RefSeq and is a predicted model, not a curated record. Gene Ontology annotation, biological process: monocarboxylic acid transport; transmembrane transport. Gene Ontology annotation, molecular function: monocarboxylic acid transmembrane transporter activity.
CUUCACUGAGCAAAAUUACAAUAUUUACAUUAAUUAAAAUAAUAGUGUCAGGAGCGCAGAUUUCAAAGUACAUUUAUUUGAAUACAUGAGGGCUUAACACUAGACUGGGGACUGUGUGACGGUUUGAUUCUGACUUGUCGUGGCUGUGGUCUUGUAAGCACUGGCCAUAACGGCAUCAGGCUUAUACAAAACUUCUGCAGCCAGCGCGUUAUCCCACGGAUGCUGAGGCAACAGCAGCACGAGCGCCUCUCUCCACGCGCACAAAUUAUUCAUGUCCCGCCAAACGGAAAAAUCGGUAGUUACUGAAAGCGCACACCAUCACCAAAAACAAAACAAUACAGAACAAAAACGCGGUGAGAGCACAUACUCAAUGAAAUACUAAAGGGUUAAUUUACGACGGAGGAAGGUAGUUUGGUCCCACGACACGAUAGCUCUCCUCCUCCUUCGAGGUGUGGUCUUCAUGUGAGCGUUUAAAACUGGGCAGCGCGCGAUGGAUAGAUCGAGAUAACUCCAAAGAGCCUAAAGGCGAAAGACCUGCCUGCUCAGUCAGGCACGCACAGUCCGGCGGACGGACAACUCUUCAGCAUCCCUCACUUUUCCAUCUUAACCUCUUGCGUUGUCCCAAUUUUUUUGUCCCCUUGCAGAGAAUAUCCCCAGUGCGAACAGUAUGGGUGGUGUAACUGCAGAGAAGGCUCUUGAUGGGGGCUGGGGAUGGGUGAUUGUGGGCACCACUUUCAUGGCGCAGUUCCUGGCCUUUGGGUCUCCUCAGGCUGUCGGAGUGCUGUACCCCGAGUGGCUGAACACUUUCCAGGAGGGAAAAGGGAUGACUGCCUGGGUCGGGUCCAUGGUGUCGGGAGUCGCGCUGCUCACAAGUCCCAUCUGCAGCGCGUGCGUGGAGAAUUUUGGUGCUCGUCCCGUGACCAUCUUCAGUGGUGUCAUGGUGGCGGGGGGCCUGAUGCUGAGUGCCUUCGCCCCCAACAUCUCCUUCCUCAUCUUCUCCUACGGGGUCGUAGUCGGUCUGGGCUGCGGUCUCGUCUAUUCUGCUACCCUUACCAUCACCUGUCAAUAUUUUGACAAGAGACGCGGUCUUGCUCUGGGCAUUGUCACUACAGGUACGAGCGUGGGAGGCUUCGUGUACGCCACUCUGCAGAAUGAGUUGAUCGAGCUGUACGGCUUGAACGGCUGCCUGCUCAUCAUCGGGGCCCUAGCCCUGAACUUGAUGGCGUGUGCGGGCCCCAUGAGGCCCUUGUAUCUCCCGGGCUACCUGGUGAGGCAGAGGGCCGUGCUGAAGCAGCAGGAGGAGCCUCCAAUGUACGAGAAGCCCACCACGCUCAUAAUCGCCCCCGAGAAGCCUGCCUCCGACAUCCAGACUAUACACGGCUCCGCCGAGAAGAGCAACGGCACCGUCAAGGAGCUCCUCAUCGGCAUGGACACUAAGGUGUUGGUGGACUAUGAGGCGGAGGCGGGGCGGCGGGCUGGGUUCCUGUCCUGCUCGGCCGUGGUGCGUGUCAUCAAGCGGACGAUGCGUCCGUACGCUAAGUACCUGCACGAGACGGGGGAGUUUAUGCACGACCGCGUCUUCACCAUGUUCUGCGUGUCCGUAUUCAUGUUCGCGCUGGGCGCCUUCCCGCCCGUGCUCUUCAUGGAGGACGUGGCCCUGAGCGAAGGCCUCAUCGAGGGCGUCAGCAUCAUCCCGCUCGUCUCCAUCGUCGCCAUCACCUCCGGCGCCGGCAAGCUGCUACUGGGCAUAAUGGCUGACCUGCCGUGGAUCAACAGCAUUUACCUGUACGCCUUCACGCUGCUGGGAUCUGGCGCGGCUCUUCUGCUCAUCCCCAUGUGCAAGAGCUACGUGGGCCUACAGGUGCUCUCCGCCAUGGUGGGCGUCUUCUCAGGGAACUGGUCUCUUACCUCCUACAUCACCACCCAGAUUGUGGGCCUGGAAAGGCUGAGCCAAGCCCACGGCAUCGUCAUGUGUUUUGGAGGGUUCGGCAUCGUGCUGGGGCCCCCUGUCGUCGGCUGGUUCUUUGACUUUACCCAGUCGUACGACCUGGCCUUCUACUUCAGCGGUGCAUGCGUGGUGCUGGGUGGGGUCUUCCUCUUCCUGGCCACACUGCCCUGCUGGGAUCGGAGAGAGGCUCGACAGUCCGCCAAUCAACCAGCCAGCCAAUCAGAAGAGGAGCCUCUGGCCGUAGGCAACACAGACGCCUCCGUUGUGUAAUGGGCAUCUCAUCCCACAACCUGUGUCCCUUCGUCCUCGCUCACCCCUGCCCGUGCCAAGAAAGAACUCUCUCUCUCUCUCUCUCUUCAGAUUUCAACUUAAUCAAGCCCACAGGGUAACUUUAACACUGGUGCCAGUUUUCACACAAACCUUAAGCAAAUGCUCUCACAAUGAAAAGCCUUUCUAUCUUUUUGAAUGUAUUUUGUAUUCCUACUCCAGAUUGCUCUACUUUGAGAGAAAAUAAGAAAACUGUUGUCCUUUACUUUUUGCAGACUUCAUUAUGGCCUCAUUUUAAGAGGCUUGUGUUAAACAUGUUUUUUUUUUUAUGGAAACUUACUACUAAUAUAGAUUGUGUUUACUGAAUAGACAUAAUAAUUGUUAACCUUUUCAUGUAAUCUGAAAACGGAUAUUUGCUUUUUAAUUGAUGAACUAACCAAGCAUGAUGCAAAAACAAAAUAUAUAGCCUGUAGUAGUUGACAGCACAGACUGUUUGGAAUUACAAUAAGCACCUGACACGAGUGUGUGCUGUAGACCUUGUGUCCACUGGGCCGUAUUGUCUAAACCAUGCAAAAAAUCCAACUCAGCCUCCCCGGGACUCCGGUCAGUGGGAGAACAGAAGCCAGUUUGGAACUGUGGAGGGAAUGCACUUUAACUUACCUCUCCUUCACCUGCUCCUUCUCCUUGAGAUGCACAAUUCCUUUUCAACGUCGUUCACCUCUCUUGCCUUUCUGUCUAGUCGCCCUCUUGCUCUCUCUCUCGCUCUGUCUUCUCUGUCUGAAGCCAAAGCUGUGGGGCUUCAGGUAGGCCUCGUACUCACAGUCCAGACUGUACCUGCCUUAUCGUGUUGGAUUUGUCUCUCCGUAGAGCUGUACUGUGUUGGUGUCUGCAUGUUGACUUUAGACAGUCAGCAGGAGAGCCCUGUAAUCCUCUUCUGCUCCUAUUAGGGAUCAAACACUAGAUUAUGUACGUUGUACAACGAUGACUAAGACGAAGAAGAAUGGAGAUAUACUGUCCUUACAGUUCAGCCCUUGAAGAAGCUGUUUUAUUUGUUUUUAUUUAGUUUUUUUGUAAGAAUUCCUUAACUAUGCAGGAAUAUGUUAAGCAGUUUUUAUUAUUUUUAUUAUUAUGCACUGAAGUAAGUAAUUGAAACGCACAGUAGACACCAAAUGUGGUCGUUCUUGUGGUGAUUGUUUUGACACAAGAGACUGUUAUCAUGGCAAUAAUGCAGUGGCAUUUCAAAAUGCUACCUUGCUCACUUGUCGCUUGAAGGAAGCUGUCAAACAGUUGCAGUCUUCUGGGUAAUCACGUGAAAUGUUUGUUUCUACCAAAGCCACCGCUCUGGGACGCUCCCCACCAUGAUUGUUUUUUAUUUACAGGGUGAACUGAAGAUUGUAAAUGUGAGAUCCAAAACACGGCAAUGCUGUUUUCAUAUGCUGUCUUAUUUUUAAAAUGAGUUUUAUUUUGGCCUUUAUUUCGUUAGUGUCAGUGUUGCAAUAUUUAUGUUUGUUAUGUACAGUUAUUUUUAUUUUAUAUGAACAUGACGCAAUAAUACAAUAUUAAUUGGUAAA